Plasmodium vivax (malaria parasite P. vivax) is the source of this 351-nucleotide messenger RNA. RefSeq lists its product as hypothetical. NCBI's taxonomy places the organism in Eukaryota, Apicomplexa, Aconoidasida, Haemosporida, Plasmodiidae. The transcript has a single exon. The record is from RefSeq and is a predicted model, not a curated record. The coding region runs from base 1 to 351 and encodes 116 amino acids.
AUGUAUAAAAUGUGGGAACAUAUUUACGGCAAAAGGAGGCACAUUUACAUAGACAUGAUAAAGACCCUCUGGGAGAAGUGCGUCCACCUGACAGAGAAGAAACAAAUCCCAAAGAAAUUUUUAUUUAAAGUUUGGUGGAAGGCCUACUCGGAUUUCGUGGUGGAGCUGCAAAAUUUUGACUCCCAAAAUGUCAGCAGCUUUUACGAUUUAUAUUACAAAGACCGCUGCUCCAGAUAUACCUACGUGCAAUUCAUCAUGGAAAAUAAAAAGGCCUGGAAGGAAUUCACCGCACGGAUGAAAGGUAAGUGGACGAAUAGGUUGCUCGGCGAGUUGAGGGCCUACUCCAGGUAG